Molecule: messenger RNA, 3854 nt
Organism: Spea bombifrons (plains spadefoot toad)
Lineage: Eukaryota; Metazoa; Chordata; Amphibia; Anura; Pelobatidae
Gene: BICC1
Product: BicC family RNA binding protein 1
Exons: 21
Coding region: 376-3243 (955 amino acids)
Cellular component (GO): cytoplasm
Molecular function (GO): protein binding; RNA binding
Source: RefSeq, a predicted model, not a curated record
CUCCUGUGCGCAAACACCUCCAACCCGAGCCCAUCUCCCCCUUAAAUGAGCGAAUCCUAGGUGGCGUGACGUCAUCCAGCGGAGUGGAGGCUGGUACUUGGACUGCUUGUGUGUCCUGCGGCCAGAGAGGGAGCUCACUCAGCCUGCUGGUUACACUGUGGUCCUCGGAGUGAGUAACAGCGAGUGCAGAUCAGGGGCACCCCGGCGCUGAGCACCGCUGUGUAUCCCGGGCCGGCAGUGAGUGCGGCGCUGGACCUGCCUGUCUCAUCCAGUCCGUGAGUGCGGUUUCCGGCAAAUCCCAAAAACUCUGAGUGAGUGAGGUUGUGAAGGUAUAUGAGUGGGCGCUGAGCUCGGCGCUGUGCAUUCUAGAGCAUCAUGGCAGCUCUGUGCGACUCCAUGAGCGGAUAUAUGAACCAGUCGGACCCGGGCUCCAACAGCGAGCGAAGCACCGAUUCACCGUUACCCGGCUCUGAGGAUGACUCUCCCGGCCCAGCCGUCCCACAGGACCCCGAGUGGGGAGAAGAGAGAUUCCGAGUGGACAGGAAGAAGCUGGAAACAAUGUUACAAGCUGCUGCAGAAGGAAAGGGCAAAAGUGGUGAAGAUUUCUUUCAGAAGAUUAUGGAAGAAACAAAUACUCAGAUUGCUUGGCCGUCCAAACUGAAGAUUGGAGCAAAGUCAAAAAAAGAUCCACAUAUUAAAGUUUCUGGCAAGAAGGAAAACGUCAAGGAAGCCAAGGAGAAGAUAAUGUCUGUUUUGGACACAAAGAGUAACCGGGUCACGUUAAAGAUGGAUGUUUCCCACACUGAACAUUCCCAUGUCAUAGGCAAAGGUGGCAAUAACAUAAAGAAAGUGAUGGAGGAAACUGGCUGCCACAUUCAUUUUCCAGACUCAAACAGAAAUAAUCAAGCUGAAAAAAGCAACCAGGUGUCCAUUGCAGGUCAGCCAGCUGGUGUGGAGUCUGCAAGAGUAAGAAUAAGGGAGCUGCUCCCCUUGGUUUUGAUGUUUGAGUUACCGAUUGCUGGAAUUCUACAACCAAUUCCAGAUCCAAACUCUCCCACCAUCCAACACAUAUCCCAGACUUACAAUAUAACCGUUUCCUUCAAACAACGCUCAAGGGUGUAUGGUGCUACUGUAAUUGUAAGGGGAUCCCAAAACAACACAAGUGCUGUGAAGGAAGGUACGGCGCUGUUGCUCGAACACCUCGCUGGCAGCCUGGCCAAUGCCAUUCCCGUCAGUACGCAACUAGACAUCGCUGCUCAGCAUCACCUUUUUAUGAUGGGACGCAAUGGUGGCAACAUUAAACAGAUCAUGCAAAGAACAGGUGCUCAGAUCCAGUUUCCAGAUCCAAAUAACCCACUAAAGAAAUCCACCGUCUACCUCCAAGGCACCAUUGAAUCGGUUUGUCUUGCCAGACAAUAUCUCAUGGGAUGUCUUCCACUUGUUUUGAUGUUUGACAUGAAGGAAGAGAUUGAAGUAGAGCCACAGUAUAUAACACAACUCAUGGAACAACUGGAUGUCUUCAUCAGCAUUAAACCAAAGCCAAAACAACCGAGCAAAUCUGUGAUUGUAAAAAGUGUGGAACGCAAUGCCUUAAAUAUGUAUGAAGCUAGAAAGUGCCUUCUUGGACUGGACAGUAGCGGGGUUACAAUGACGAGCCCGACCACGGUACCCUGUCCGAUGCCGUAUCAUGGGCUGGAUAUCUUGACUGCAGGUUUAGGACUAACCGGAUUAGGUCUCUUGGGUCCCAAUGCCCUGUCUGUUAAUUCAUCUACAGCACAAAACUGUUUGCUGAAUGCCUUAAACAAUUCCAUCAGCACGCUACAUAGUCCGACUUCUGCUCCUAGUCCAACGUUAUGGGCAGCGUCGUUAGCCAACACCUCGAGUGCUGCAGGGUUUUCAGCUAUACCCCACCUGAUGAUGCCAUCUGCGGCUCAAGCUACAUUAACCAAUUUCCUACUAUCUGGGCUUCCCAAUUAUGGGCAAAACACACCGUCCCCGCCGCCUGGUCUAACGCCCGUGGACGUCCAUAUGAAUGGACAAGAGGGCAAGAAAAUUACAUCGGCAUUAAAUGGUCAUGUAAAGCCAACAAACAUGAAGUAUGGGACAAUAUCAUCAUCAUCUCUAGGGGACAAAGUUAUGAACCCAAAUCUCCCUGACUCGUCAAGGCAGUCCAGCAGCCACGGCUCACCGGAGCAAGUGAAUGCCAAAUCUGAUUCAGAAGGUGGUAAUGAUGCUUUUGUCGAAGUGGGUAUGCCGAGGAGUCCAUCUCAUUCUGCAAAUACUAAUGAUCUGAAACAGAUGUUAAGCUCUGCCAAGGUUCCCUGCGCAAAGAGACAAACAGUAGAGUUAUUACAAGGCACCAAGAAUUCCCACUUACACACAACAGAAAGAUUGCUUUCGGAUUCUGAGAUGAGCUCUUCUGAAGGACCGGUCACGGAUAAAAAGGCCCCUGGAAGUGAACGGGCAGCAGAGAGAGCUGCAGCCGCUCAACAAAACUCUGAGAGGGCAUAUGAUUAUGAACAGAAAAAGCUAUUGGCAACAAAAGCAAUGUUAAAGAAACCUGUCGUGACGGAAGUGAGAACUCCAACAAAUACUUGGAGCGGACUGGGUUUCUCCAAAUCUAUGCCAGCAGAAACAAUAAAGGAACUAAGACGUGCCAACCAUGUGUCUUAUAAGCCAACAAUGAGUACCACAUAUGAGACACCUAUGUCUUUGUCACGGUCAAAUAGUCGAGAACAGCUGGGAAAUGGCAGUGAAUCUGAGAAUUGGAGGGAAAGAAAUGGCAUGGAGUCAUCUCAUAACGACUACUCCUCAUCCAUUGGAAGUCCCAAGCGAAAGCAAAACAAAUCUGCAGAACACUAUCUCAGCAGCAGUAAUUACAUGGACUGCAUUUCCUCGCUGACUGGAAGCAACGGUUGCAAUCUAAACAGUUCAUUUAAGGGUUCUGAUCUUCCAGAGCUAUUCAGCAAACUUGGACUGGGGAAAUACACGGAUAUCUUCCAACAGCAAGAGAUUGACCUUCAGAUGUUCCUUACGCUGACUGAUCAAGAUUUAAAGGAACUUGGUAUUACAACAUUUGGAGCUAGAAGAAAAAUGUUGUUGGCUAUCUCAGAGUUAAAUAAGAAUCGAAGAAAACUUUUUGAACCAACAAAUAUACGUUCCUCUUUCCUGGAGGGUGGUGCCAGUGGAAGACUGCCACGCCAGUAUCACACAGACAUUGCUAGUGUCAGUGGCCGCUGGUAGCGAUGGGCAAAAUCACUUGACAGUAAGCGCUGGAAACCUUCUAAGAACCAAGGCUGACCUGAUGCAUGCAUUGCUUCAUAUGAUUCUUACCAUCAGCACUUUAAAGCCAAGGUACCACGGACCAAAGCAUUAUGCUCACAAACACUUGUGUUGCUAUUCCAAAAGCCAAAAGUGGAUUAUAUUUCGUAUGCCUUCGUCGACUGGACCGAAAUUGCAAUUGCAAAAAAAAUGAUUUUAUGUUUUAGUAUUUUAUUAUGUAUAACUAUUAUGUAUGCACUGAAAUUUUUACCUUAAAUGAAGAAUUAAUCUCUCAGAUAUCAGAGGGCAUGACUUAAUGGAUUUUAUUGUGAAGGAAUUCUCUAGUAUUCAGAAUAAUCAAGUUUCUGCACUUUACACUCGCCCACAUUUUGUCUCCUGUGGAAAGGUAGUGUUCUUCUCCUGUAAACUCAACUUACUGACACUAAUUACUCAUAUCCCUGUGCCUUUUAACUAACCACAACUCCAUCGUCCAUAUAUAUAUUAUAAGGUAUUUUAACUAUGCAGACUUUAUGCUGGAACCAUAUGACAAGGAAUUUUGUUACUGGUAGAUGAGUUUUGGUUUUUUUUUUUUU